AUGACAACAAAAAAGAAAAAUACAAAUGAGGAAGGAGCUGAUAAAUGGGCAUAUUUGCUGAAACCUGCAAAAGAUUUGACAGACAAUUUUUCGAUUGAUUUGCUAUCAUAUCUAAACGAAUAUUUAGAUGUUAUUAGACAUCGAAAUGAAGAAGAAGAUCAAGAACAAUCAUUUGAUGUUGAAAGCAAUUAUAAAUUAUUUAACUUUGCUCAAGCUUGUUUAGUUAUUCAAGGAUCGACAAUGGUUUAUGCGAAAAAGGUGGAUUUCAUCUUCGAAGAAGUUUAUGGUGUUUGGGGUUUGGUUGAAAAUGCAAAAGAAGGUGAAAAUGGACCGGGAGGAGCAUCGAAAAAAGGAAGAAAAAGGAAAAUUGAUAUUGGAUCGACGGCCAAUUUCGAAUUGUUGGAUAUGAAAGCGGUGAAAACUGAGAUAUUGAAAAAUGCAACGAAAUUUGAAAAAGAAGAAAAGAUUGCUGUUGAUAAUUUGAGAUUGGUUGAUAAUGCCGAAUUUGCUGAAAUGUGUUAUGAGAGGAAAAAUGUGAGAGCAGUGAGACCGACACAAUUUAUGUUUGGAAGAAAUUCGUGUCAGUUUAUGAGAACAGAUGUGAGUGGUUUUGAGGGAUUCUAGCGGGACUGAAAACGUUGCAGAAACAUUACGCUCAACAAUUUUGAGUCUAAUGGACCUAUGUAGAUGAAUAUUCUUCAAUAAAAUUUAACAGAAGAGGAAAAUAAACAGAAUAUAAUUUUGAUUAGAGAUGACGUAAAAUUGAGAGAAUCUAGACAAAAAUUAGUUUCCUGUUUCCAUUAUUCGAAAAACUAACUUUUGUCUACACUCUCAAUUUUACGUCGUCACCAUAAUAUUCUGUAUGUUUCGGAAUUAAUUUAUCUAAAAAAUUUUCUAGGAACAAUUCUACAACGCGAAGACACGUCCAGAAGUCGUUGGAAAAGUUCGAGAUUUUGAUGUCAAAAAAUCGGAGAUUCUACACGAUCAUGUUAGUUUUCCCCCCAUCAAAUGCCUCCUUUCAACUAAUUUUUGUUUCAGGAAAUGUUGAUCCUCCAUGAUUCUUAUCGACGAAAUGUUGAUCAAUUCAAUUUACCCGGCGCCAAAUGGAUUCCAGAUAAUAAAGAACUUGCCGCGAAUUUCGGAGUGGCUGAAAUUGAAGCAGAACUCGAUUUGGAACAAAGAGAUAAUCGACGAAUAACUGCUCAUGGACCAUUUAAAGAUCCACUUUCUGGAAGAGAAAUUGUUGCACCACCAAAAUGGUAUAUUGAACAAGAAGUUGUAAAACAACAGGAAACAAUUGCAAGAAGUGCAUCAGCUGCAACAAAUUAUGCAACAAUUCGAGAUUCGCAAGGAGGUUCACAGAAAUUUGGAGGAGGAUCACAAGUAACUAGAAUGUCUCAACCAUUUUUCGAAAAACAACGAAAUAGUUUGAAUCAAUUUGUGUCGUUUGUUGAAGGAAGAUUGAAUAAAAAUCGGUUAGUUUUUCAAUAAAAUACAUCAAAUUCAAAGUUUUUAUCCAAAUCUGAAAUUUUCAGAGCAAGCACUCAUUUGAAUACACAUCUUGUUGAUAUGUUUGUUGAGAAUUAUGGUGGUGAAAAAGAGAACCAUCAACCUUUUGAACCAAUGGAUUAUGAUGAUGGAGAUUAUGGAGGAGGCGAAGGUGGAAUGGAUGAAAAUGAGGAAGAAGAAGAUGAUUAUAUUGAUGGAUUACGGAAAAAUCGAGAAAGGCGACAAAUUGCACCAUGGGAUGAAACAGAAAAUGAUUUGAUGAGAGGAUUGGUUUAUGGUGAAAAUGAGGAUGUUAGGAAAAAUCAUCGAGAAGUUCGAAUAAUUCAAAAAGAACCAACAACUUCACUUAGUAUUCUAGCAAAGAAAACAAGGAAAAAUGAGAAGAUGGGCGAAAAUCGAAGGGAUAAAUUCAUGAGAACACAGGAUUAUUUGCAAAAUCAUUAUUAUUGGAGAAGUUCGGCGAGAUUGAAUCCGACAAAUGAUUGGAAAAUUGAUGCAUUAAGAACGCAUAUUUUGAAAGAGCAAAAAAGGCGAGCAAGAGAAAGAACGGCGAAAAUUCGAGGAGCGAGAAGUAUGAGAGUUGGAAGAAGUCAGAAUAGAAAUAUUGGACAGGCACAAUUUGAACAGGCUUUUGAUGGAUUAUUGGAUGGAGAAAAUGAAAUUGGAGGAGAAGGAAUUGGGGAAGAAAAUAGGGAAAAGGGAAAUCGAAGAACACUUGGAGCUGAAUGUAAGUUUUCGAUUGGAAAUUGUGAAAAUCUGAACAAAAUAGGUUUUUUUUGGGAAUUUUCAGAUUUUUUCUGAAAUUCAAAAAAAUAUAGAAAAUUGUACAGAAAACCUAAAAUUCUUCACAAUUUUUUGAAUUUUUAAAGAAAUUUUUAAUUCUCAGUUUGUCAUAAUUUUAUGGAAAAAAUCUUCUGAAUUUUGUGAAAAGUUUUUCAAUUUCAUCUCAGAAAUUUUUUUUAGAAAUCAUUAUUUUUAUAUUUAAUUUUCUGAUUUUUGAAUUCGCCGUAAAGUUUUGUAAGUGCUGGAAAUUUUAAUUCAAUUCCAAAUUUCCACUCGACUCCUUCUCUCAAUAUCUCGUUUUUCAGACGAUGACAUUGCCGAUGAAGAUCUUGCGGCUGAAGUUGAGAUCUCAAUGUUGGGCGGAGCUUAUGACGAUGAUUUUGAUGAUAUUGCACCAUUUGGUGAAACAGUUCCACCAAUUCCUGGCGGUUCUCAAGAUCCAACAAUUCCUUCUCAUCCACAAAUCGAAACUAUUCACGAACCUCAACAACUUCAUCAAGGUCUCACAUUUAAUGCAAUUGAUGAUGCUGAACUUGCGAAUAUUUUCAAUUUACCUGGUGAUUUGUUCGUUUCACGGGCUCUUCCAUUGCUCAAAAAGUUUGCCGAAAAUCGAACAGAUCGAGAACAAAUGGCAUAUGAAAUGGCAAAAGCAUAUGAAAAUGUUGAUGUGGCAACUUCGAGAUUACAACAACAAGUUGAUGAAUGGCAAGAAAAAUUGGAACCGAUUUUAGAUGAGGGAGAAACUAGAAAAGAAUACAAGGUUUGUAUGAAAAUUCGAUUUGGAGUUUAAACAAAUAUAUUUUCUGAAAAUCCACGUAUGAUUUUUCAAACAUUCUCAACAUUUUCCAGGUUCACGAAUACGGUGGCUAUGUUCUGGAUCAAUUUGGCGAUGAACCGGGUGAAACUAAAACUCUUGCAGAAUUAUGCGCCGGAAAAUGCUGGUUUGAAAUUAGUCGAUAUUUUUUGUCGUGUUUAUUGAUGUCGAAUACCAAAAAAUCUUAUGGUAAGGUGUUUUUAUUAACUUUCACAUUCCAAAUUUUAAUCCUAACUUUUCCAGGUAACCGAAGACAAAACAAGUGA
This is a messenger RNA of Caenorhabditis angaria, 3372 nucleotides long. NCBI's taxonomy places the organism in Eukaryota, Metazoa, Nematoda, Chromadorea, Rhabditida, Rhabditidae. The record is from the annotation of a GenBank genome assembly.